Strongylocentrotus purpuratus (purple sea urchin) is the source of this 2415-nucleotide messenger RNA. RefSeq names its product multiple epidermal growth factor-like domains protein 11. The record is from RefSeq and is a predicted model, not a curated record. NCBI's taxonomy places the organism in Eukaryota, Metazoa, Echinodermata, Echinoidea, Camarodonta, Strongylocentrotidae. The transcript has 5 exons. The coding region runs from base 1 to 2415 and encodes 804 amino acids. Gene Ontology annotation, molecular function: scavenger receptor activity.
AUGGCCGAGAAGAUUGUGCAAUGUACCGCGCCGGUCUGGCAGGAAGGUGCCAAUUGUGAAUGUCCAAAGAAUACAUGGGGUGUUGGUUGUGCUACCACAUGUGCCUGUAACAAGAAAAAUUGCAAAUGCAACCGAGCAACUGGAAACUGUUCGUGUAACAAGGGCUGGAAAGGGGCAACCUGCGAGGAGGAAUGCGACGCUCAACACUAUGGCAGAAACUGUAAACUGACCUGUACCUGUCAGAAUGGCGCCACAUGUAAUCGUUGGUCAGGUGCUUGUACCUGUACUGCUGGUUGGAAUGGCAAGUCAUGUGAUCAACCGUGUUCUAAUCACCGCUACGGAGUGGGUUGUCAACAAAGAUGCCGUUGUGCGAAAAUUGCUCUUUGUGAUCCUGUAGAUGGCUCUUGUACGUGUCGCAACGGUUUCUCCGGCACACUAUGUGAUAAAGAAUGUCUUUGUCCAGACGGGUCACCAUGCCAGUCUGAUGGUUCUUGUGCGUGUGAACGAGGCUGGACAGGACAAAGAUGUGACCAACCAUGCCCUCUUGGUACGUUCGGAACUGGGUGUUCACAGGAAUGCCUAUGUCAAAACGGAGCACACUGUAAUCAGACAGAUGGAACCUGCACUUGUUCAUCAGGUUGGAUGGGGGAAGUCUGUGAUGUUGGAUGUCAGGAGGGGUAUUACGGACUUGACUGCAGAGAUGUGUGUUCUUGCGUUAACGGUGCGAAUUGUAGCCACACCAGUGGUUCAUGCUUUUGUGCACCAGGCUGGAUUGGAGAGACAUGUUCUGAGAUGUGUCCAGAUAACUUCUUUGGCGAAGGUUGUCGGACGGAUUGCCUGUGCCAGAACGGAACACAUUGCCAUCGUAAGGAUGGUCACUGCGAUUGCAGUCCUGGGUGGACGGGUGAUCUCUGCGAUGAAAGAUGUCCACAAGGUUUAUACGGAAUGAACCGUGAAUAUCGAUGCUUGUGUGAAAAUGGAGCUGAAUGCAAUCAUGUCGACGGCACUUGUUCAUGCCUGGCUGGCUGGCGAGGGCAAUUCUGUAAGGAUACCUGUGCGGAUGGUACCUUCGGAUUGAACUGUGAGAAUGAAUGUCAGUGUUUCAACGAUAGCGCAUGUGACCCUGUUUCCGGGUCAUGCAGCUGCCAACCUGGAUGGACUGGGGACUUGUGUACUGAGGUUUGCCUGACAGACACCUAUGGAUUAGGAUGUACUGUGGAAUGCAGAUGUCAAAAUGGAGGCACCUGUUUUCAUGUGGAUGGAUCAUGCAUGUGCGGUAAAGGUUUUAUUGGAGAAACAUGUGAACAAGAAUGUCCAGAAGGGUUCUAUGGGCUUGAAUGCUCACAACAGUGCCAAUGUGAAAAUGGAGGAACAUGCAACCACAUAAAUGGCUCAUGCACGUGUACUGCUGGUUGGAUAGGACUAGAUUGCAAAUCCCCUUGUGGAGACAGCUCCUUUGGUCUACAAUGCCGGGAAGUUUGCGCCUGUCGAAACAAUGCUUCGUGCAACCAUAUCGAUGGGAGUUGUUUAUGCCAACCAGGAUGGAUAGGAGAUUUGUGUGAAAACAGAUGUCCAGAGGGACGUUACGGCAAUGCUUGUAAGCUUCUUUGUGGUUGCACAAGUGGUGGAUUGUGUAACCAUGUUGAUGGUUCAUGUAAUUGGUUUCCAGGUUGGACUGGCGUGGCAUGCAGUGCACGUUGCCAAGAUGGAUUUUUCGGACAAGACUGCCGACAGUUAUGUCAAUGCCAGAAUGAUGGCACAUGCGAUCACAUCGAUGGAAUAUGCACUUGUAAAUCUGGAUGGACUGGGGAAGUGUGUGCUGAAAAGUGUCCAGUAGGAUCUUAUGGGAACGAAUGCCUGCAACAGUACCAGUGUGUUAAUAGAGGAACUUGUCAUCAUGUUAGUGGAGCUUGUUCCUGUGCUCCAGGAUGGCAAGGUGUCACUUGUGCUGAGCCCUGCAACGAAAACUUCUAUGGACAAGACUGCCAUGAGCGCUGUCAGUGCCAGAAUGGUGCCACAUGUGAUAAUCUAGAUGGGUCCUGCCUUUGCGGACCUGGAUGGAUCGGGGAGUUCUGUGAACAAGCUGUCGAUGUGCAAAUGGUGGAAGUUGCAGUAACAUUGAUGGGUCUUGUUCUUGUUCUCCGGGUUGGACUGGACAGCUUUGUAAUGAGAGAUGCAGAGAAGGAUUCUUUGGUCAUGGAUGUCAUUAAAUAUGCCAAUGCCAGAAUGAUGGUACAUGCGAUCACAUCGAUGGUUCAUGUACUUGUGAACCUGGAUGGAUCGGAGCCAUAUGCGAUGAAAGGUGUGUUCAAGGUUUCUAUGGCCAAGAUUGUCAAGAAACAUGCUUGUGCCAGAAUUACGGAACGUGUCACCAUGUCAUUGGAUUCUGUAUUUGCCAAUCUGGAUUCAUCUUAA